Messenger RNA from Spodoptera frugiperda (fall armyworm), 7653 nucleotides. RefSeq names its product MAGUK p55 subfamily member 7 (gene metro). The record is from RefSeq and is a predicted model, not a curated record. The transcript has 11 exons. Gene Ontology annotation, molecular function: protein binding. Lineage: Eukaryota; Metazoa; Arthropoda; Insecta; Lepidoptera; Noctuidae. Gene Ontology annotation, cellular component: plasma membrane; cell-cell junction. The coding region runs from base 679 to 2481 and encodes 600 amino acids.
CUAUAGACACAUUCUGUAAGUCGUGUUUUUAUUUACCUAGGUACCUACUUUUGAUUGAUGUUUACUUUCAGUAUAGUAUCAACUUAAUAUUAUAAUCUCAUUUAUUGAAAGAAAUUAGUUAAACAAAAUACACAAAACCUUUGCCUAGAAAAUAGAAGCUAUGAACGCAUAUUAAAGUAUUGAUUUUCUACGUUUGACAUUUACUUAACAUUAAACCGUAAACGCCAUUUCCAUUGAUUCUGAUUGUGUAGCUUUUUAUUUUAAAUGGCUUAAAAAUCUAACUCUGCUCUAAAUAUUAGUGUACAAAUAACUAGUAACAAGUAGAUAAAUUAAUAAUGUUGAAUUGUAAAUUAAAAGCUGUCCAACAUCAACACUUUCGGGGUUAAAAUAGUAUCGUUACUAAGUUUUCAUUACCUCUGUCGGUAUUAUUGAACUAUAAAAAAAACAUGUAAAAUUAACGAGUAACAAACCUUUGUAAAUAACAUAGUAAUCCUAACAGACUAACCAAAACGGAAUAUAUUAAGGAGUGGAAAAAACGUGAAAAUUAAACAUUUGUCAUCAGUAUGAUUUGUAGUCAGAGGUGCUUAGGGCGCGGUUAUAUUUAUAAUAAUUUAAUGCCUAUGUAAAUUGUGUUCCCAAGUGGAAUGACAGUAGCUGAAUGUUUCCAAAGGUUAAUUGAUGUUGAAUAUUGUGAAUAUGGACUCAACCACUGAACACUGGGAUCCAGCUCUCACCCGUCUCCUUGCAUCAUUAAAAGAAGUACAAUCAGGUGGAGAAGAUGUUGCAUUCCUAAGUGAACUGCUGCAGUCCAAACAACUCCAUGCUCUUGUCCAAGUACAUAACAAGAUAGUGGCCAAAGGCAAAGAUGAUAAGUUCUAUCCUCUCUUGUCGAACGCCAUGCAAGUAACCUUAGAAGUAUUUGAGCUCCUCCACGAUGUAGUGUCCGUUUCAAAGGAAUAUAGAGAACUGCUUAACUUAUUGCAGAAACCACAUUUCCAAGCAAUACUUUGCACUCAUGAUGCCGUUGCUCAAAAAGAUUACUACCCACAUCUCCCUGAUGUUCCACCUGAACUAGAUGAUGAAGAAGAAACUGUAAAAAUUGUUCAAUUAGUUAAGAGUGACGAGCCUUUGGGUGGAGCACAGAGUGCAGAACCAAUAGUGGGAGCCACGAUUAAGACAGAUGAAGAAACGGGGAAAAUCGUGAUAGCACGGGUAAUGCACGGCGGAGCCGCCGACAGAUCUGGCUUGAUCCACGCUGGCGAUGAGGUGAUCGAAGUCAACGGCAUCAGCGUGGAAAACAAAACACCUGCUGAUGUGUUAUCGAUACUGCAAAGUUCUGAAGGCACAAUCACCUUUAAAUUAGUGCCGUCAUUUGGAAAAGGAGGUUCAAGAGAGAGUAAAGUGAGAGUUCGCGCACUCUUCGAUUACAACUCCUCAGAAGACCCUUACAUACCCUGCAAGGAGGCUGGUCUUGACUUCAAAAAAGGAGAUGUUUUACACAUCGUGUCUCAGGAUGAUGCUUACUGGUGGCAAGCUCGAAGGGAAGGUGAUAGAGUAAUGAGAGCAGGUUUGAUACCGUCAAGAGCUCUGCAAGAAGGUCGCAUUAUUCAUGAAAGACAAACAGACCCACAAACAUUGGACGGCAAGCCGGCCCUUUGCAGUGUCUCCAAUUCAAACUCGGACUGUGCUCCAAAAACUCCAUGUUCACCAACGCCGUCGGCCACAGCUCUCCUCCCCUGCAAGUCUACACCUAAAGUGAAAAAGGUUAUAUAUGAUAUUACAGAAAAUGAUGAUUUUGACCGUGAAAUGAUACCGACAUACGAGGAGGUGGCGCGGUUAUACCCGCGCCCGGGGAUGGUCAGACCCAUUGUGUUGGUAGGUGCGCCUGGUGUCGGUAGGAAUGAGUUGCGCAGGAGACUGAUUGCUACCGAUCCUGAGAAAUAUGUGACACCAAUACCAUUCACUUCCCGUGUCCAAAAAUCGAGUGAACAGAAUGGUAAAGAUUACAUGUUCGUCAGUCGUGACAAAAUGGAACAGGAUAUAGCAGACGGGAAAUUUAUCGAGCACGGUGAAUAUAAGGGUAAUUUAUACGGGACGACGGCGGAGAGCGUCGAGACCAUCAUAAAUUCGGGUCGUGUGUGCGUGUUGAGCCCUCACUGGCAAGCUCUGAAGAUGCUUCGUACCCCUCGAUUGCGGCCUUAUAUCGUGUUCAUCAGACCACCUACGCAUGAACGCCUAAUCGAGACCAGGACAGCAGCUAAUGCACGCUCCACUUUCGACAAGGAAUGCUCCCGUGCUUUCACUGAAGAAGAGUUCUCAGACAUCGCGCGGUCGUCCAACCGCAUCAACUUCCUGUACGGCUACAUGUUCGACGAGGAGAUCGUGAACGAGGACCUGGCCAGCGCUCUCUCGCAACUCCUGAAGACAGCCUGGCGGGUGCAGUCCGAGCCGCUGUGGGUGCCUGCCUCCUGGGUCCAGUAACUUUAAUAUUCAUAUACUCUUGUUACUUUUAAUCGUUUAUCCAUGGAAUCGUUCAUAAAACCGCUGCAAAAAUCUAUAAAACAAUGUAGCACCUACGUACAAGUAACGAAAUUUUGUUUAUUGUAGAGAAGAGCAGUAUUUUCCCAGUAAAGUGUAAUAUUAUGUAUAUUUUUGUUAAAAGAAAAUAAUGUCUAGAUUAAUUUGGUUCGAACAUUGAGUGGUUCCUUGAUAAAGACGAAAAGCCUUAAAUUAAAUAAUUACAUAUAUUUUUGCUUAAUAGAAUAUUAUUACGAACAGGGCUUCGCAAAUAGAUUAAGAUAUUUUAUUAUGUGAUUUUAUUAGAAAAAGAGAUGUUAAACGCAUAUCGUAGGGUUGUUUUGAGCGUUAAAUUUAUGUACCCGAGCAGCUGUUAGUGUUUGUGUGCUUGCGUUGCAUAUUAUUCGACAGACGGUGAAGAAAAGCGUAAUUUGAAAUGCUGGCGAUACACACUGUUACAUGAUGCAUUCAACUUGUCUUAGUCGAGUAAAAUUACUCCAAUAACAUUGUUAUUGCCUUAAAACGAAAUCUACUUAAUUGUCGAAUUAAAAUUAUUCUAAAAUCUUAAUAAAAUUUAGUUCAAAUAUUCAGUUUUAAAUAUGUAAAUUAUUGAAUUUGUUCAUUAUGAACAUUAGCAAACUUAUUAAUAUUAUUUAAUAGGUUUACUUCGCUUGGUUCAAAUUUCUGUUUAAAUUAGUUUCGUUUGUCGCCUUUAAAAUGAGAUGAACGCGGUGAAUUAUUGACAUAAUACAUGUCUUUAGAUAAUACUAAUAUAAGGUAGGUACUACAGAAUUAUAGCACUGAUAUGUACCUACCUACAUGUUUGAUCUCAUUAAUUUAUUUGUAACUAGAAACGGAAGGUACAAUAUAUGUUGUAACAAGAUUACGCGACUAAGGCAAUGAGAUAGUGUUUUGCACGAGAGAACUUUCAGUCGUGGUGUCUGCCUACAAUGAUCUGUAGCUACUAAUAUGGGACCUGUAGGGCUUGAAAACAUAAGUUCUAUGACCUAUUAUAGCUAAAUAGAUGUGAUUGUAGUGAAGGUUUCCUCUGGGAUGUGUAGGUACAUGCUAUAGUUUGCGUAGGUCAGGUUGUUUUGAAAGGAAAAUACAGGCAGUCUGUACAUUUUACAAAAUACAGUUUGUAUUGAAAUAAUGUAGCGAUUGUGUCUUGGUUGACAAACCCGUGAAUUAUAUUCUGUGUAUACCUGUGAAGAUAUAGUUAAUUUUGCUUGUAAGUGUGAUCUUCACAAACAUAUUAUGUGUGAUGAAAAUUAGGUUUUAGGCGCUUUCUGAAACCUACCUAUGAAAAAUAAAAAAUAUUGGUAUGAUGGCAUUAUAAAUAAAUCUCGCCCAAAAUACAAUGUUUUGCACGGAGCAACAUUAAUUGGUAUACAGACAACACAUCGACACAUCUCAUAUACACUUUCUACAAUAUACAUGCGUGGGUAAUUUUAUAGUAAUGUGCAUAAAACAUGUUUCAUUACGCAUAAACUACUAAAUAUCAUUUUCGUGUGGGUAUACGCAUUAAUUAAAUAAUUAAAUAAAAACCAAGGGUAGACAUAAAAAUACACGUAACAAACAUGGACAUGACUGCCUGUAUUUAGUUAUGGCUAGUUAGAACACAUUCUAAAAUACAAUUACAUAGUUCAAUAAGAUAGCAAUAAAACAAAGUCGCUUAGCAAAGUUAUUUUAUAGAUAUUAAUAUAUUAUUAUACAAAGACAAUAUACAAAUACCAGUUAGAAGUUAUUUAUCGGCAACGCUCCUAAUGUAAGGGAACAUAAGGAAUAUUCAACACCAUUAUUUAAAUAAUGACGUGUUUACGGUCUGAUGUAGAGUGACCCGUUUCAUAUUAUGCACUAGUUACCUGAUAUAUAUUAUUAUAUCUCUCGAAAUAUUCUAUUAGGAUUGAUAUAAAAUCUUGAUGUUACUAAUUUUGUCCAAUGCAGGUAUAACAUGGUACUAUGUACUACAUGAAGGAAAGAUGUUGCAACUAGUACCGAUGUACUUCACAAGAAAUAUCUAUUUAUAACAAUACAAGGGAUAUUUGUGAAAAAGAGAAGGCAUAUGGAAGUAAUAAAAGAGAUAUUUAUAAGAAAUAGGGGGUCUAGUGUUAAUGUAAGCGCUAGAAACAGGUCACAAACUACUCGACUUUACUCACGUAUAUUUAAUAGAUGUACUUGCAAAUUAUACGCUUUAGAAGACGAUUUAUUUACUAUAUUUAUAAGAUACAUAAUAUGUUACUAAGUAUCGCAAUAUUACAUACGGCCAAUUGAUAGUUAAGACCAACGUUUACUACACAUUUACAUAGAACACUCGCAUUUUAUCAGCCGAACUUAAGAUGAGGCUUUUUUAUUAUUAUUAUUAAUUCAAACAAAUAUACCUAUUUUGUAAUAACAGGACGAAUGAAACACAUACAAUAUUUUUACUAGGUUAGGAUAAAAUAAUAAUAGUCAAGAACAGAAACACAAUCCUGUUCAACACCCUCUUAUUUAACCAUUUAAAGUUACUACAAAUUAAAUAUACUUAGUAGUUUCUUACUAUUUCAACUUAACUUUUUCAGAAAAUUUGAUCUUUAUAAAAAUGGAAUAUUAGUGAAUAUGAGCCCAUCAAACCUGGCAUGGGUUCACAUUGGUCGGUACUAACUGGUCACUUAGUAUGUUGUAUCGACAGUCACAACAUAGGAAUCAGUACGAAGUUUUUCGCCUUAAGUAAGUAGUAUUUACUAACCUGCAAUAACAGUUUGACUGAUAACUUCCCUACCCAAUAGGUUGCCUUAAAUAACUACCGUACCCACUUAAACAUCCUUUAUCAAUGUGUAAUAUGUAAGCACGUUUUUAUUAAUUCGUUAAUAUAUGUACAUUACAUAAUAUAACAAUUGUUAUUGUCUUACUAUAUUUUAUAAGCGUAAAUAUUUUGUUAUGUCUUAGCUAACUCAAGUAUAGUGUUCGUUAAUAUAAGUAAACAAAUGAAUCAGAUAAAGUAAAUGUACUAAAUUAACUUAUACAUUAAUUGUUGUUUUAUGUAGCUAAUGAUUUCACGUUUUGUAGUUCGUUUUAUAUAAUAGGGGAUCGGGCAGUAAGCAGUAACGAUGAAUACGGUUUUCUAGUCAAACAAUGGGUGUGGUACCGUUUUAAGAUGAGAGCUAAAUAAAUAUGGCUACAUUAACGUGUUAACUGGUUACUUUGUCCGGUCCCGUAUUAAUGAGAAUCCUUAGGUUUUGUAUUAUGUAGUUUAGUUAGUUACCACUGUGACCUGAGUAGUCGAUAGUUAUAUAAAAAAUCUUAGACUUCAUCACACAUAAAUCUGUUAACCAAAUCUAGUCACGUGAUUUCUAGUGCUAGUGGAUUUAGAUAGACUGAAAGAUUCUUAUGUUAUAUGGCUAAAUGCUAUCUAGUAAAUGUAAUUUAUAACUUUCUUGACACUAUCUAUUGUGCACUUCAAUAGUUUAUAAGUAAACCAAAUCAAAUCGACCUCUAACUUUACCUUACCUUAUUCGUUGGUGUAUAUUAAAAUAAGCAAAAUCAAAUGCCACACAAUAAAAUAUAAAUUAAUCGAACACUAGUAUUAACUUAAAAAUCGAAUAUCUAUAAAUUACGUGGUGUUUAAUCAAUUCAUAUUUGAUUCUUUGGCAUUCAAUUUGGCGUAAUACACCAUAGGUAACAUUAAAUGUCAUGCUUAUGCUUAUUACCUAAUUUCUCAAUGUUAAUGCUAAUGUAAAACAAAAUUUUGGAUAGUAAAAUUGUUAAAUAUUCUAAUCAAUACCAACAAAAUUAAAAGACGUUACUCAAAAGUCUGAAUAUACAAAAUGGGAUAACAUGCCCUAUGUAAAUAAUUGUAAUGAUGGCUAACGUAGUUAAUAAUUUAAAAUUUGUAUGUACCAAUAUCGUCAACGUUUAUCUAUCGUGCUUUCAAAGCAUACAAUGUAAUUAUUAACAUUCACUAUAUCUGCACUCUUCAUCUUGCACAAACGAAAAUUAUACACUAAACUACAUUUUAAUAUGAUCUCUGAUGAGCUAAAAUACUUCUCUCGCUUGCGUAGACGGUCUAUCUGGACUCAACACUUCGGUAAUAUUAAAACUCACAUCUGGGCCUAAUACAUGUAAAAAUUAUUAUAAGACAAGGUUACAGUUUGUUAUUAGUGUCCCUUCACGUUUAUACUAAAUCUGUCUGCUAUACUUACCGUUCUUUGAGGUGGUUGUAAUUAUUCCAUUAAUUGUGUAUUUUCGCCAAUAACGAGCCAAGACAUUGUACUGUAAAAAUGCGGCCUCGCAAUAAAUGGAAUACUUACAAUAAGCAUUAAAUUACUAAAAGCAUUGACAAUAAAAUAAAUGCAAUAUCAAACGCCCCCUGCUACGCGGUUUACAAAUAGGUGAUAAUCGUCAUACAUAACCGAUUGUGAUAAGAUUUAUGAAGAUAUAUACAAUAUAAUAUAUAGUUUGUAAUAUUUAAAUUCGUUACAAAACCACAAAGGCAAGUAAACCUCAUUUACUCAUAUAAAGAGAACAAUAGAUAGCAAUAGACAUAUAGAUGGAGGAUAGGUAGUCAAUGAUAGAGAUCGAUAGUAAAGUUAUAUCGACAUUAGUCGCGUGGAGUUCCAUUGUGUUGUAUUUGUCCAUGUAUUACCUAGCUGUAAUUAUACAUUUUUGAUUAUUGCUAUACCAGCAACUAGUUGUGGCACGAGAGAAGUUUAUUGUUGCGUGUGUGUGGAUAUGAAACCUUUCUUGUAUUUAUAAUUAUGUGUUCACGAAACCUAAUUAAAAGGUACCUCAUCUUAAUGAUAAAGUGAUAUCUAAAUGUUGUCGAAAUAAAUUAUUUUCUCACCCAUUGGUCCCUUAAUAUCGUACCUGUCAUUACCUUGCGUACCUUAGUCUAAGUAAUUCUACGAGUGUAUGCGUGAAACCUACCCAUGAAUGUCAACAAAAUAAAUGUUCACAAGCACUUAUUUUUACUGUUUAUAAUCCAACGUAUUAAAAUAUACAAUGAGUUGAUCAUUUUUAAAUCUGUUUAAAUAUCUUUAAUAAGGAGAAUAGAUCUCAAUUCAUAUGUAUAUAUUUUUUUAAGAUUCAGUAUCUGUAGUAAAGAUAAUGUAUAAGGUGUAACCAAAGAAAUAUCUCGAAUAAAUGAUACGAAAAUAA